Molecule: messenger RNA, 2437 nt
Organism: Marasmius oreades (fairy-ring Marasmius)
Lineage: Eukaryota; Fungi; Basidiomycota; Agaricomycetes; Agaricales; Marasmiaceae
Exons: 17
Coding region: 36-1694 (552 amino acids)
Source: RefSeq, a predicted model, not a curated record
CACAAAGGACGGGAUCUCUUUUUCUUUUGGCCUCCAUGACCGAUAUUACGACCAAGAGCGAGAAGAGUCAAGAUUCGAUUCCGCCAGAGCGAGCAUCACAUCAAAAUCCGAAGUUCACAGCGCCAGAAGAUACUCAACUUUCCGACUGGACAACAAACCGUGUCGAGCUCUGGUCGUAUUAUCUCUACUAUGUUGGCAACAAUGGUCUUGCAGGAUUCAACUUUGGCCCUUCCCAGUUCCAGAACUUGCUGAGCUUGGCAGGCUACGAUCCAAGUGCACCCCCAUUCACUCUUCCUUGUGGAGAUGGCCAAUGUGUCCUCCCUUUCCUCGGUGCUGUUCGCAAUAUUAAUUCGAUCGUUCUAUUGACGAACGGAAUCAGCUUCGCCGUACAAGCAGCGUUACUCUUGUUUAUAGGAGCAUGGGCGGACUACGGUCGAUGGAGACCCAAUAUCACGAUCUUCUUCACAUUUUUGGCGGUUGGCGUCGCGUUUGCAUGGCUGGGUGUCGCUGACCCUUCACGGUGGCGAGCUGGGGUAGCCCUCUACAUCUUAGGACUCAUAACCUAUCAGUGUUCACUCACUUUCUGGACCGCUGCGUUUCCCGGACUAGCCCGCGAUCUACCAGAAAUCAAAGAGUCCUUAAUUGAAGUGAAAGACGGAAAGAAAAGCCUGAAGGCUCAUGUAACGAUGACCUCAAUCUCACGAAAUCGUAUCUCAAACAUAUCGUUCACUGUUUGCUCAAUCGGAGAAAUCGUGAUUCUCGCGAUUAUGGUUGGAAUUCUCAAAGGCGUCAAGUCUGACGAGAGCACCGAAAACAACACAAAGGCGUUCAGCGUGUUGAUUGCAUUCGCUGGAGGAGUUUGGCUCCUAUGUGCCAUCCCAUGGUUUAUACUCGAGAAGCGCCGACCAGGUCUACAACUACCUCCUGGUACGACGCUGCUCACCAUUGGAUUCAAACAGACGUAUGUUGCCUUCAGGGAGUGCCUAAGGCUCAAACAAACAUUCCUGUAUCUCGUUUUCUAUUUCUUAAUGGGCGACGUCUUAAAUACGACCGUAACUGUGAUUGGAACACUGCAGAAUAGUGUUGUGGCGUACUCAACUCUUCAGCUUACGCUGCUCCUCAUCGUCGGCAUUGCUGCUCAAGCUAUCGGAAUCUACGCAUUCUGGUUUGUUCAGAAAAAAUACAAGAUUCCUACGAAAUCCAUGCUCAUUUUCAAUGUAUUUUGGAUAAUCAUUCUAACAAUAUGGGGUCUCAUCGGUAUCCAUACGGAUAAGUUCGGAUUUAAACACAUAUGGGAAAUUUGGCUAUAUCAAGUCUUUUAUGGGCUCAUGGUUUGUCCUUGGUAUGCCUAUAGUCAGACCAUGAUUAGUGAGGUGUCACCGUUGCCGCAAAUGUUCCUGUUUUUUGCUUUGUUCUCUGUGGUUGGAAAAACAUCUGCUUUCAUCGGGCCUUUCGUAUCCUCUGCCAUCAUUACUGCUGCGGACAACAAUGACAAUAUGCCAUUCGCGUUCCUCUUUGGCCUGGGUGUAUUCAGUACAAUGUUCUUGUACAUGGUGAAUGUUGAAAAGAGUCGCGUUGAAUGCGAGGAUUUCAUAAGGGCAGAAGCGAAUCGUAAAGCCUUCCGAACUGGAACGGGAGGAGUGGUUGAUAGUGCGGUUACUGGAGAUUCAGAAUUGAAGAUGGCAGAGGCGUAGUAUCAUAGCACGCCUCGAACUUGCUUACUCACGCUAUUACUUAUUCAUCUGAAGAUUUCCAAGCCCUUCAAAUCAUAGGCGCGACGCGUUUUCCGACUCUUAUUGUCUUCAACUUGAUUCAUGGACAACUCCGAUCGAGCCAUCCGACUCCCUCUCUUCAUUUUAUCAAAGCCACAAAUGGGUAAUCGCUACUAUACCCACGAUGUUUCAGGCCGGGAAAAUUUUGAAUAUAGCUCCCAUCUCAAAACGAACGUUGGAGUCAUGGGCAGCUCAAUACGGGGUCUUACUUAUGAGCUAUUUCCAGCUCGGCGCUCUAGUGUGGAGCAAAAGAUGGACACGGUCACAAUACAAUUUCAGUGACCCAAUAAGAACGUCUAGGGGAGGAUGCGCGAAGCAGGAGAGUGGCGACGAGAAAUCUCUCCAGUGUUGGAUCCUCUUCAAGUUCGCGCCACCUUAGGACAUCGAUUAUGAAGACGAAAUUUUCGGGUUAAAAGCGAGCUGAGGGUAAUACGUAUGAAUCUUGUAUUGGGCGCUCGUCUCUCAUUCCGAGGAACAUGUCGAGUCUCCUGAUUUGAAGACAGAGGAAAGGGGAAUUGACGUGUCACGGUUAAGGGGCAGGAGCUGAGGAAGUCGUCUAGUGAGAAGAGCGUUGAAAGCGGCAUGUCCGUCAUCUGUGCGCGGAGGUUCGCUCACGUAUGUAUUCCGGUCGUAUGUCCCCGUUGGGCUGUUAUCGAAAAUACGAU